Molecule: messenger RNA, 663 nt
Organism: Candida tropicalis MYA-3404
Lineage: Eukaryota; Fungi; Ascomycota; Pichiomycetes; Serinales; Debaryomycetaceae
Gene: HIS3
Product: imidazoleglycerol-phosphate dehydratase
Exons: 1
Coding region: 1-663 (220 amino acids)
Biological process (GO): L-histidine biosynthetic process
Molecular function (GO): imidazoleglycerol-phosphate dehydratase activity
Source: RefSeq, a predicted model, not a curated record
AUGUCAAGACAAGCAUUAAUUAAUAGAAUAACCAAUGAAACCAAGAUUCAAAUUGCCAUUAACUUGGAUGGUGGUAAACUUGAGUUGAAAGAAUCAAUUUUCCCAAACAAAUCAGUAGAAGAAGAACAUGCUAAACAAGUUUCUGGAGGUCAAUAUAUUAAUGUUCAAACAGGUAUUGGAUUCCUUGAUCAUAUGAUUCAUGCUUUGGCCAAACACUCAGGUUGGUCGUUAAUUGUUGAAUGUAUUGGAGAUUUACAUAUUGAUGACCAUCAUACUGCUGAAGAUGUGGGGAUUAGUUUGGGUAUGGCAUUUAAAGAAGCAUUAGGACAAAUAAAAGGUGUCAAAAGAUUUGGAAGUGGGUUUGCUCCAUUGGAUGAAGCAUUAAGUAGAGCCGUAGUGGAUUUGUCAAACAGACCAUUUGCUGUUAUUGAGUUGGGAUUAAAAAGAGAAAAAAUUGGUGAUUUAUCAACUGAAAUGAUUCCGCACGUUUUGGAAAGUUUUGCUGGUUCCGCACACAUAACUAUUCAUGUUGAUUGCUUAAGAGGAUUUAAUGAUCACCACAGAGCUGAAAGUGCGUUUAAAGCUUUGGCAAUUGCUAUUAAAGAGGCUAUUUCUAAAACUGGUAAAGAUGAUGUUCCAAGUACUAAAGGUGUUUUAUAUUAA